UUGAAGUAGCGGUUUUCUAAUGAACUCAUUUUAAAAAAAAUGCCCACUGAGCCGAUGACGUGGACGGUAUGGUGGAAAUUAAAAAACGAUUAAAUGUAAUUUGAAAAUUAGAUAAUUUCCCAACAUUAUUUAAGAAAAGGACUCUCAAUUAAACCCGAUCCAACUUAAAAAAAAUAAAAAAAAUCCGAUUCCAUUUAAAAUUACCCAAUAACAUCCCAUAAAUAAGCAUCGAGCCCCUUGUUCCUCCUUCCUCGGGGAUCAAUUAAUCAGCGACACACACAGACAGUCUCGGAGCGCCGGAGUGAUGUCAGGGCUUCACAGAUCUUCUAGCGCUCCAUUGAAGAACGGCCUUCCUCCUCAAGAACUCCUCGAUGAUCUCUGCAGCCGCUUUGUCUUGAAUGUUCCUAAGGAAGACCAACAAUCUUUUGAGAGAAUCCUAUUUCUGGUCGAGUAUGCACAUUGGUUUUAUGAAGAUAAUACAGUGGAGAAGAAUCCAUCGUUGAAAUCAUUUACUCUCAAAGAAUUUACGUCUUUAAUGUUUAAUAGUUGUGAGGUCUUGAAACCCUAUGUUCCUCAUAUUGAUGAUAUAUUCAAGGACUUCACUUCCUACAAGGUUCGGGUUCCCGUCACUGGAGCAAUCAUUUUGGACAAAGCAUACGAAAGGUGCUUGCUGGUUAAAGGGUGGAAAGGAACUAGCUGGAGUUUUCCACGUGGUAAAAAGAACAAGGAUGAGGAAGAUCAUGCAUGUGCCAUCAGAGAAGUUUUGGAGGAAACAGGAUUUGACGUCUCUGAACUUCUUGACAAAGAUGAGUACCUUGAAGUAAUAUUUGGGCAGCAGCGGGUCCGCCUUUAUAUAAUUGCUGGUGUUAGUGAUGACACCUCCUUUGCUCCACAAACCAAAAAGGAGAUUAGUGAAAUUGCAUGGCAUAGACUAGAUGAUCUCCAACCUGCUAGUGAUGAAGUUAUAUCACGUAGUGUCACAGGCCUUAAGCUUUACAUGGUUACUCCAUUUUUAAAAUCAUUAAAGACAUGGAUUGCAAAGCACGCGCCUGCAACUGUUUCAAAAUCUGAUGCUUCUCGCAGAGGACUUAGUGUUUGGAAGGCUAAAAAUAACUCUGGGGGAAGCAGCUCAGCCAUGGUUGAAAUCCAGCAUCCUAAGACUGCACCUGAUACUCAUGUUACUGAAAAAGGCCCAGGCAAGACCCUUAGAAAUUUUAAUUUUGAUACGUCAUCAAUCUUUCGAGCUAUGGAAUCAGGAUUUUCUGCGUAAAUGCUCUGCUUGAUGCUAAUUUCCAGAAGGCUGGCUCACAGUUUCUGCAACAAUGAUAAUCAAGUUUAGUACUGCACAUGAAUUAGCCAAGGUAGUUCUGCUUCUGUACAUUGUAUUUGUCAGGAGUUUCAGGUUCUAGGUGCUUGUACAUUAUGUACAGAAUUCCUUCAAAGUAAAGGCCGCUGCUGCCCAUUAUGUUAAUCCCUGCUUCUAGCUAAAUGUCAUUUUACCAUGUGCCUUGAAUAUGUAUAAGCUAUUCAUGGUAAAUAGAAUGGACUAUUGUUCCUACUUAUUCUACUCGAGUAUUCCAAAUUUUCUUAUCCUUUAAAGGGCAAGACUACGA
Chenopodium quinoa (quinoa) is the source of this 1613-nucleotide messenger RNA. RefSeq names its product mRNA-decapping enzyme subunit 2-like. The coding region runs from base 305 to 1270 and encodes 321 amino acids. Gene Ontology annotation, biological process: nuclear-transcribed mRNA catabolic process, nonsense-mediated decay; deadenylation-dependent decapping of nuclear-transcribed mRNA. The record is from RefSeq and is a predicted model, not a curated record. Gene Ontology annotation, cellular component: cytoplasm. The transcript has 8 exons. Gene Ontology annotation, molecular function: RNA binding; 5'-(N(7)-methylguanosine 5'-triphospho)-[mRNA] hydrolase activity; manganese ion binding. NCBI's taxonomy places the organism in Eukaryota, Viridiplantae, Streptophyta, Magnoliopsida, Caryophyllales, Amaranthaceae.